Messenger RNA from Hyaloscypha bicolor E, 747 nucleotides. RefSeq lists its product as uncharacterized. The transcript has a single exon. The record is from RefSeq and is a predicted model, not a curated record. Lineage: Eukaryota; Fungi; Ascomycota; Leotiomycetes; Helotiales; Hyaloscyphaceae. The coding region runs from base 271 to 549 and encodes 92 amino acids.
GCCGGGUGACCAGGUUUGGAUUCUAGCGGGGACAAAAAUCCCGUCUGUCCUGCGUCCGCAGGAAAACGGCAAAUACGUGCUCGUCGGAGAUUCUUACGCCCAUGGGAUCAUGCAUGGAGAGGCAUUUGAGAGGCAGGGGUUUGAGUUUGUGGACAUUCAGCUAGAAUAACAUCAGCAGAUCCCAAAAAUUAUAGGGUAAUCAGGUCGGAGAAGUCCUUAGUAGCUUUCCAAAACCUCCCACAAUGUUCUCCUAAAUAACAGUCAGCUCAUAUGGUUGAGAAGGGUGAUGAAGCAAAACCUCCCAAUCGCACCCACAUUCACGAUCCAAGAUUUGAAAACCUCCCUGAGCUGUGGUAUAAGAUACAUGUCUUGAUCUUUGACCUGAGGAGCUACCAAACAAACACCGGAUCUCGUGAUAGGCUCGAGAUAAUCGUCGAUCCCUCAUAUAUCGGCUCGCCUUAUUUCACUAGCUGUGAAGUCGCGAUCAUAAAAUUUCCCCCAAAUCGGUGGGAGCAAGGGACUAACAAUGCUUGCGGAGCUUAUCGAUGAAUUUUUGCAGGUAAGGUUGGAAUGGAAGAUGAAGAAGCGAGUAGAGAGUGUGGAUUUCAGGGUAUGCACGGCCCAUGAUGUUGCGCCGAUCGUGGAGAAAGUUCUGGGGGCGAAGGAAAUGGACUUCAGGAAUGAAGAGUUCGUUGGGUUAGUUAGUAGAAAAGUGGGGAUUGGAGUUGGGAGAGGGUACAGUUUGGA